This is a messenger RNA of Protopolystoma xenopodis, 355 nucleotides long. The record is from the annotation of a GenBank genome assembly. NCBI's taxonomy places the organism in Eukaryota, Metazoa, Platyhelminthes, Monogenea, Polystomatidea, Polystomatidae.
CGUGAUCAAUGGCUUCCAGAUACCCCUAAAGCAUGAACACAAGAUAUUUUUGCAGAGGGUUCUUAUUCCUCUUCACAAAUCCCCUUCUCUUGCUUCCUUUCAUCCACAAUUGGUCUAUUGUAUAACUGAAUUUCUCCGAAAGGACUCUACUUUAGUAAAACCACUUAACCACGUUAUCAUGAAUGGCCUCCUUCGGUUCUGGCCACGAGUAGUAUCCGGAAAAGAAGUUCUUUUCCUCAACGAAUUGGAGGAUUGUAUGCUCUCAGUCGAACCUUUCGAACUUACUUCUUUUAUCGAACCGAUCUUUAAGCGAAUUGCAACAUGUAUUCUGUCUUCAAGCUUUCAAGAUUCAUAG